Messenger RNA from Brenthis ino (lesser marbled fritillary), 474 nucleotides. NCBI's taxonomy places the organism in Eukaryota, Metazoa, Arthropoda, Insecta, Lepidoptera, Nymphalidae. The record is from the annotation of a GenBank genome assembly.
AUGUCGCUAUUUAUUAAAAUUGCAUCGUGUAUUCAUUGUUUUAAAUGUGAAGAAGAAGCAAUAGACGGGUCGUUGUUAUGCAAACAUUUCGAUGGCGGCGACAAAUUCUUAGUAGACUGUGUACACUCUACCAUGUGUUUUAAAAGAGAGACAACCCAUACAUUUGGAGAUGAAAUGUCGUCAGUGACUAUAGUUCAAAGGGGAUGCGCGCCACAAACACUAAACGGCGACCAGGCGAAAAUAAACGGGAAAUGGCGGCCAGUGAACACUACAUAUGAAGUGUACGAGGAAGCUUGUAAGGAAGAUGUUUCCGAGUUACGAGUCGCUAAAAUCAUUAACUGCUAUUGUAGAGGACAUCUUUGUAAUAACUCUAAAGCAGUUUUAAUAGGUACCUAUGAGGCUAAAAAAGAAAUUGUCAGUUUAAAACUUUCACCAUCACAUAUUAUAUGCUAUGAGACUUGUGAAUGCGAGUUU